CCUCUAGCUACCCACUGCCCUCUUUAUUUCCUAACUCCAAAGACUCCACUGAUUAUCAGCCUCCUACCCCUACCUGUCAAUUCCUUUCCCUUUCAGAGGAAGAUGAGAGUAGACAAUUAAUUUAUGUAUGUUUUCUGUGGAGAAAGGGAGAUACAUGCAUAUGCAAGUACUUAAGGAGACACUUCCACAGAUGAGUGAUCAAUAGAUAUUGUCAUCCAUGCUCUUGAUACCUAGCUAGGUUCCAUUUCUCACUAUCCUCUUGACCUCCAUUUUUUUUUCCUUUUCACUUCUCUUGUUCUUGCUACCUAAAGGGGGAGGAGGAGGAGGAAAAGGGAGGAAGAAGAGACCCAUUCUUAUUCUAAUAUACAGUACUUAGCACGUGUUCCAGCUCAAUCCUUGAGGCAAAUUCACAGCUUUGUCAUAGGAAUCAUACACUAGUUGUCCAAGAAUCUCAGCGUAUUUGCUACGUAGAUCAAGUAGACAAGCUUGAAUUGUUCGAUCGAUCGGGUCGUCGGAGUUGGGGGCCACCGCGAUGGCGGCGUACUUCACAGGCGGCGGCGCCGGCACCGACGUCGUCCAGGCCGCCGGCACCGACGGCCUGCAGACGCUCUACCUCAUGAACCCCAGCUACGUCGGCUUCACGGACGCCGCCGCGGCGCCCGGCGGCGGCGCCGCCGCCGCCAACAUGGUGUUCCUCAACUCGGCGGUGAGCACCCUCACGCCGGCGAGCUUCAGCCACCACCACCAGCCGACACCGGCGGCGCAGCACUUCGUCGGCAUCCCUCUCCAGUCGGGGUACAACCUGUGGGGCCCUGACGCCACCGGCGGCAACGACGUGUCGCCGCCACGCCACGGCGCCCAGCAGCAAGCGCCAGCAGCAGCUGGCACGUCGGCGGCGGCGGUCAGCCCCGUGCUGAGCCUGUCGUCGCGUGAGGCGGCGCCGCCGGUCACCGUGGCCGCCGCCGCCGCCGCCGCCGCCGUCCCCGGCGGCACGGACCAGGAGAAGGUGGUGAUGCGCUCCAGGUACCUGAAGGCGGCGCAGGAGCUGCUCGACGAGGCGGUGAGCGUCAGCAAGGGCGCCGCGACGGCGGUGAAGAAGAAGGAGGACUCGGAGGGCGGCGUGUCCGGUGGCGGCGGCGGUGCGGAGGACGGUGGCGGCAGCAAGAGCGGCGCCGCCGCCGAGAUGUCGACGGCGGAGCGGCAGGAGCUGCAGAUGAAGAAGAGCAAGCUACUGAACAUGCUCGAUGAGGUGGAGCAGCGGUACAGGCAGUACCACCGGCAGAUGCAGGGGGUGGCGGCGGCGUUCGAGGCGGCGGCGGGGGCCGGGUCGGCGACGACGUACACGUCGCUGGCGCUGCGCACCAUCUCGCGGCAGUUCCGGUGCCUCCGCGACGCCAUCGCGGCGCAGGUCAGGGCGGCGAGCCGGGGGCUCGGGGAGGACUGCGGCGACGACGAGGGCGGCGGUGGCGGCGGGAGGACGACGGUGGGGUCGCGGCUGCGGUUCAUCGACCACCAGCUCCGGCAGCAGCGCGCGAUGCAGCAGCUUGGCAUGGUGCACGCCGCCGCCGCCGGUGGGCGCCGCGGCGGCGGGUGGCGGCCGCAGCGUGGCCUCCCCGAGCGCGCCGUCUCCGUCCUCCGCGCUUGGCUCUUCGAGCAUUUCCUCCACCCAUACCCCAAGGAUUCGGACAAGGUCAUGCUCGCCAAGCAAACCGGCCUCACCAGGAGCCAGGUGUCGAACUGGUUCAUCAACGCGAGGGUGAGGCUGUGGAAGCCAAUGGUGGAGGAGAUGUACGCCGAGGAGACCAAGGCCAAGGAGGAGGAGGAGGAGGAGCACGACGCGGCGGCGGCCGCCGCCGGCGACCGUGGCGGCGUGGCGGAGCAGGCUCCGAGUAAGCCGGACGACAGUGCUGGCAUUGGCAUGUCGUCGUCGUCGCCGGCGGUGGCGGCGUCCAGGUCAGUUGGUGUGCACGCCGGAGACCAGCACGCUCAGGCGAGCUUCUACGGCGGCGGCGGCGGCGGCGACGAUCCGUUCCAGUGCAGGAUCAAGAAGGCGAGGACGACGACGGCGGACGAGCCGGCGGCGGCCGCGGCGUUCCACGUCUCCGGCGAGGCCGCCGUGAGCCACCGGGAGCUGCUAAUGAAGUUCACUGAGGCCGGCGGCGAGGGCGUGAGAACGGGCCACCCGCACGUCAACGACGACGACGACGACGUCCCUGGCGGCGCCGGCGGGUACUCGCUGUUCACGGCGGCGCAGUACGGGCAUCAGUUCGGCUCGGACCAUUUCGCGUUCGCCGGGCACGGCGGCGGAGGCGGCGGCGGCGUGUCGCUCACGCUCGGCCUCCCGCACGGCGCCGACCAGACGCCGGCGUCGUUUCUCAUAGGCGCCGGCGCCGGCAGCGACGGCGGCGGCGCGCCGGUGACGACGGCCGGCUACGACAUGAACAUGCAGAGCACCAAGUCGUUGGCUGCUCAGCUCAUGAGAGACUUCGUGGCAUAGUGAUUAGUACAGACAUAAUUAAUUAAUUAAUUAAUUAAUUAGUUAAUUAGGGAAUGUGUUCAUAUAGAAAUAAGGGUUAAGCCUUGACAUGCUUGAGAUUACUCAUUGGUAUAUAUAUAUUGGGAUGUAAACAUGUACAUGGGGGUAUUGGAUAAUGUAUACAGUAGAUAUAUACAGGACAGUAUUGCUUGAGAAAAUUCUGACAGGAAUUUCUAGUUCACAGAUUGACACAAUUAUCUGAUUAUAAAACAAAGUAAAUGUGGUUUGGAACUUUGAA
This is a messenger RNA of Oryza sativa Japonica Group (Japanese rice), 2774 nucleotides long. Its product is annotated as BEL1-like homeodomain protein 1. NCBI's taxonomy places the organism in Eukaryota, Viridiplantae, Streptophyta, Magnoliopsida, Poales, Poaceae. The record is from RefSeq and is a predicted model, not a curated record. Gene Ontology annotation, biological process: regulation of transcription by RNA polymerase II. Gene Ontology annotation, molecular function: RNA polymerase II cis-regulatory region sequence-specific DNA binding; DNA-binding transcription factor activity, RNA polymerase II-specific.